Bipolaris zeicola 26-R-13 is the source of this 1101-nucleotide messenger RNA. RefSeq names its product glycosyltransferase family 62 protein. Gene Ontology annotation, molecular function: alpha-1,6-mannosyltransferase activity. Lineage: Eukaryota; Fungi; Ascomycota; Dothideomycetes; Pleosporales; Pleosporaceae. Gene Ontology annotation, cellular component: mannan polymerase complex. The transcript has 2 exons. The coding region runs from base 1 to 1101 and encodes 366 amino acids. The record is from RefSeq and is a predicted model, not a curated record. Gene Ontology annotation, biological process: protein N-linked glycosylation; cell wall mannoprotein biosynthetic process.
AUGUCACGCUCGCUCCGACGCCAGAAUCCCAUCACCAUAAUCCUCGCUGGUAUCCUCUGCAUUGGGUUCUUUAUCUUCUUCUUCUCCGGCAGCGAUGUCCCCUCCAUGUCCAGGGGUAGCGGCGAUGUAGCCUCUAACCCACUAUCUCCGCCAUCAUUACCUUUUCGCAAGUCGAAAGCCAAUUCUCCUCAGGUCGCGCCGCCAGUUGUACAUUACUACAUGAACAAUGUGACCAAUUCCCGCACGCCUGCUGAGAACGAAGAAGCAGUUCUCAUCCUCACUCCAUUGGCCCGGUUCUACCAGGAGUAUUGGGACAACCUCCUUAAACUCACCUAUCCCCACCACCUCAUCUCCCUUGGAUUUAUCAUCCCAAAGACAAAGGAGGGCAAUGCUGCAUACACUGCAUUGCAGGCACAGGUAGCAAAGACCCAAUCGGGUACCAAAUCGAAGCGAUUCGCUGCCGUCACCAUUCUCCGCCAGGACACCGAGUCCCCCCUACAAUCACAAGACGAGACCGAGCGUCACAAGAUGGCGAACCAAAAGGCGCGGAGAGCAGCCAUGGCAAAGGCACGAAACUCGCUCUUAUUCACAACGUUGGGUCCCACGACCUCUUGGGUUCUAUGGAUGGAUGGCGACAUUGUUGAGACUCCACCCACAUUGAUUCAGGAUCUGGCCGAUUACAACGUGCCAAUCAUUGUGCCCAACUGUUUCCAGAGAUACUACAACGAAGAAAAGAAGGCCAUGGACAUUCGCGAAUACGAUUUCAACAAUUGGAUCGACAGCAGCACUGCACAGGAACUGGGCAAGAAGAUGGGCAAGGACGACAUCCUGCUCGAAGGUUAUGCAGAGAUGCCAACCUACCGUAGCCUGAUGGCCAAGAUGUACGACCCGUCGGCGGAUCCUCACGCAAAGGUCAAGCUCGACGGUGUAGGAGGUGCCACAUUACUAGUCAAGGCCGAAGUCCACCGAGACGGUGCCAUGUUCCCGCCAUUUUCCUUCUACCAUCUCAUUGAGACGGAGGGCUUUGCCAAGAUGGCUGCCCGAUUAAACUGGGAGAGUUAUGGACUGCCCAACUACCUUGUGUACCACUACAACGAGUAA